This is a messenger RNA of Penaeus monodon (black tiger shrimp), 1931 nucleotides long. RefSeq lists its product as uncharacterized. Lineage: Eukaryota; Metazoa; Arthropoda; Malacostraca; Decapoda; Penaeidae. The record is from RefSeq and is a predicted model, not a curated record.
GAAAUCUAUACGAAAAAUGCUAACACUUAGUCCGUUGUGCUUUUACUUGUGCGUGUGAUAAUUUUCUUUCUUUCCAUUUUGUGCAAUUUCUGUUUUUCCAAUCCGUAUACAAACAAAAGUGCUUCAGGCAGAAAAAAAUGAAGCUUAAUCACUUGCUUCCACAUUCAUUUUAGACGAAUUACUAAUAUAUUAACAUACUAAUCUCAAACGACUGUACGAGAAUUUUUGCUCUUAUCUGCACCUGAUUUAAACCUUAUCUCUUGCAUCGGGGUAUUUAUUGCAGAGUAAGGAGAUGGAAUGCCACGUAUGCUGCACUAGGGGAAUACACAGGCAUCAUGUGGCAUCUGGUAUCUAUGCUUCUGGCAAUGGCCUUGUUUGAGAAGACUUUGGGAUAUUCUACGCAGGACCAAGUCGGAGAAUUAUCCGUGCGAAGGAUCGUAAACAUCGACGGACAGGGAGUGUCCCCGUGCAUCACGCUCCCCGACGGCAGCGCCCCGAACCUCGCCCUCGAAUACGAAGCCGUGUUCCUCAAGGAUGGUCUAGAGAUCUUCAGCAUGAGCGACCUCCACCUCGAACCGGACGGGAAGGGGGCCUGGAGUCUGUACUGCUUAACGCCAGUGCCCUUGAGUGACUUAUAUUUCGAAGGUGACCUGGUGCUCUUGGUGUUGGCCAAGUCGGAGGACAAUGUUGUUGUUGCUACGGCUGAAGAAGAAUUGUCCCUUAAGAACGUCACCGUAGCCUUGCAGCAGGAGGGCCAAGAGACGCUGAAAGUAGGAUGGAACCAAGAACCUGGACGCAUCUACCUCGUUCAGAUCUGGAGGGUCCCGUCCCAAGCUCACGGAAACGCUCCUCCCACCAAUAUCGGCGACUCUCGACAUCACUCCGGAAACAGAACUGAGACGCCAGAAGUGGUGGAGGUCUCUGGAAAUGUUCGAUGCAAGAAUGGUCAGUGCUCGUAUUAUUUCCUCGGUCUGACAGACUACGGGGAAUAUGCGGCAGAGGUCCUGGAUGCGACGGAAAAUGUAAUUCAAACUUCCAGAAGCAGAAGGCAUUCUGUGGAUCGGCACUGGACUGGUCUGGAUAUUGAGAGGGUCGUCAUCGAAACAUCUUCAUCCGGUUCCCAGAGUCUCUUCAAGACCCUGACGACGAUGGCAAGAGGGCUGUUUGUCGAAGAAGGGUUCAGGGCGGUCCUCAUAAACGCUCUCGAUCCUAGUGACUUCCUUGAGAGUGACGAGGGAGACUGUUUGCCUUUCACCGUCGGAUGUAGAAUAAAAGAUGUUCAGACGCUCACUUAUCCUUCCGGUGAAGAUCAAGUCACAGGCCUACAGCUUCUCUUGACCGAGCAUGACCAGGCCAUCUCCUCGCUCGUUCCCGUCGAAGCUCCAUACUGCCAUGCUGUGUUCGAUGAGCUGUUAAACGGCAACUACACGGCACAGGUGAGCUACGAAGGGACGGUGAAGACGACGCUCACCGUUCCGUUUCAAGUGAAAAAUGGCGCCGUAGAUUGCCAGCUCCCCUUCGAAGACCUGGCCGGACAUUGUGUAAUGAUGGAUGUUGUGAUCCUCGGAACCUGGGAUGAGAUGAGGCUCUUUGUGCCACUGGGAGGUCAGCUGGCAAAAGUGGACGACCUGGAGUUCAUGUAUCACCUCGCCAAGUAUAUUCGUGAUAAUGGAAUAGACAACCACAGCUUCUGGAUAGGCGGUUCGGACACAGCCACAGAGGGAGAUUUUAUUUGGGCGGGACGGGAGAGGGUAAACAAGGACCCCAAAUUUUGGGAUUUACUCAACGGGACCCAGGGGCCUCCCCUGUUCGAUUCCUCUCCCAACUGCAUCGCCCUGGCCGUUAUCCAGCUGGUCAUGCGGAUAUUUCCGUCAUAUGACAAGACUGUAAGACCCACCCAUGACGAGCCGGGUGAGAAUGACUCAGCAUAA